Messenger RNA from Rhodotorula graminis WP1, 765 nucleotides. RefSeq lists its product as uncharacterized. Lineage: Eukaryota; Fungi; Basidiomycota; Microbotryomycetes; Sporidiobolales; Sporidiobolaceae. The coding region runs from base 1 to 765 and encodes 254 amino acids. The record is from RefSeq and is a predicted model, not a curated record. The transcript has 6 exons.
AUGCUCCUUUCGACCCUGUUCUUCGUCCUGAGCGCCUCUCUCGCCCUCGCCGACGUCAGUCACGACGACGGCAAGACCGCGAUCUCCGACUCGCAGUCCCGCAAGGAGGACCUGCGCGACAUGUCGCUCAAGGAGAUCUGCUACCGCAACCUGUACGCCGACGUCGACGCCUUCACCGUCAAGCACUCGACCGAGGCGCUCAUCUCCGACACGCACGGCAAGGCGGUCUUCCUCUCGGACGGCAUCAAGAAGGCGUUCGACGACGUCGAGUACUACUACGAGGAGUUCUGCUACAAGAAGGUCAAGGCCCGCAAGCGCUCGGACGACGUCUCCAAGCACUCGGGCCUGCUCGUCGGCCGCCAGCUCGGCGUCCCCGUCACGCAAGGCGGCCUCUCGAGCUCGUUCGGCGACGACGUCGGCGGCGUGCCGCACUCUUCGGCCGACUCGAUCCUCGCCGACCGCAGCACUGGCCUCAACGCCGACGGCGACCAGCUUACGGCCGAUGGCAAGACCGGCGCGAGCUCGUCGCCCGUGAUCCUGCGCCUCAAGGCGCGCCAGGUCGACUCGACGCAGCUCGGCGCGGGCAAGGGCGUCGAGCGCCGCUCGCCCGGGUGGAUCGUGCGCGUGCUGCGCAUCGUGUCAGGUCAGUGGGACGGGCACGACGACGGCGACGAGGGGGCGGGCGGCGAGGGAGAGGGGUGCGAGGAGGGUCAGGAGGAGAGGGGCGUCGACGACGGGCCGCAAGGAGGCCUCCUGUUCGAGUGA